Nelumbo nucifera (sacred lotus) is the source of this 2133-nucleotide messenger RNA. RefSeq lists its product as uncharacterized. Lineage: Eukaryota; Viridiplantae; Streptophyta; Magnoliopsida; Proteales; Nelumbonaceae. The record is from RefSeq and is a predicted model, not a curated record. Gene Ontology annotation, biological process: regulation of DNA-templated transcription. Gene Ontology annotation, molecular function: DNA binding; DNA-binding transcription factor activity.
AGAUAAACUAGAGCCUCUAUUAUUCUAUAAUCAGUGAUAGGCUGCUAUUACUAUUUACUAUAUAUCUAUAUAGAGAGAUAGAGAGAGAUAGAGAGGGGAGACCAAUUCAUGUCUGUAAGCAGGGUUUCCUGUCGAAUCACGCCAUAGUUGAUAGUCCCCACACACACAAAUAUUCAAAUCAUUCACAAAUCUAACAGACCAUAAGAGUGGGAUUGGGCUCAUCUUGUUUGAGUUGCUUCUCACCCCUUUACAGAUAGAUUAGGAUUUAGACAUUUUCGACAUGCUCGCUUCUCAUCAGAUUUCCAACUGUUUUGCUCCAUCAUCCAUUUGUGUCGUGCAGUGUUGUUGGGUCUCCUCCGUUUGGCUUAAACGCAAGAAUCUCAUCUGCCUUCUCUUCUUCACACUCAUUUCUCUUCUCGCUCCUCGAUCCAAGGGUUAGUUUUAGUGUUUAUUGUUUUGGUAAUAGUUGAUUGGUUUUAGAUCAAACAGGAAAGAAGAAGAAGAAGAGUACUCGAUCGAUUGUCCCUUGGAUUUCAAUUAAUUUGGUCUUCUUUAAUUUCUAAGUCAUGGGUUUGAGUUCGAAGCAAGUGUCUGUUGAUGGGUUGGUGCUGGACUGGGGCCAUGGCUUGUUGCAGCCCGGAGCUUUGGAUCUUUCGAAGCCUCCUCAGUCGCCUCAGGUGAGGCAAGAGCAGCAGCAAGAGCAACAGCAACAACAGUCGACACCGCUGAAGUGUCCGAGGUGUGAUUCAACAAACACCAAGUUCUGUUACUAUAACAAUUAUAAUCGGUCGCAGCCACGCCAUUUCUGUAAGGCUUGUAGGAGGCACUGGACCAAAGGAGGCACACUACGCAAUGUUCCAGUUGGUGGUGGGCGUAAGAAUAAGCGGCUCAAGACCACCCAUAAUACUACCACCACAACAACAACCACCGCCGCCGGUAAAGCUGCGAAUCCUACCACCUCCACCAGUGGCCGUGUAAGUCGUAAUACUACAAACAACAUGGCAAUUCAAGCUCAACAGCAGUUGCAGUUGCAGCAGCAACAACAUCUUCCUCUUCCAUUUGGUGAUUCCAGAAGUAUAUCUGAUAUCCUCUACCAGUCGCUUCUUCAUCCACCAACCUCGUCAUCGCUGCCUCUGUCUCCGCAGCAGGAUUAUACUAACAAGGUCAGUAGCAACGACGACGGCGAAAUCAUCAACAUCAGCAGUGACAGCUUACUGGGUUCGCCGUUAUCUUUGCCUCCUAACCCCAUCUUCCCCUUUACAAGCUUAAGCUCCUUCGUCGACAACCCCACUUCAAUGUCCUCUUUCACCUGUGGCUUUCAACCAUCAGAUGUGUACAAUAGUUACACCGGAGAAGCCGAAACCGCCGAGGACUCCACCAUCACCACCACAACCAUCACCACCACCAACACCACCACAAUGCCCACGACACCGCUUUGGCAAACGCCCACCACAAGUGGUUUCAUGGAUUCGACGAGCUACUGGAGCUGGGACGAUCUCACGUCACUAAUCACUACUGAUGUGAAGCAGCCUUGGGAUGAUAGCCUACAAUGAUGAAAGAGGAAUCGUCUUUCUCGUCAGUUGCUUACGCAGCAUCCUCUCUCUCUGAGUGUAUGUGAGUGUGUGGAGAGGUUGACGCUUUUUUUUUUACCAUUUUCACCCUUUUUUUUCUUAGUUUUAUAUAAUAAUAUUUUACAUUCUAAACUGUCACAUAUGUUGGGGUGCUUGCAAUGGAGAAGAGAAGAUCUGCAAUGGUGUCUCUCUCUGUAACUCUUCUUACUGAGACAACGACUGUUUGAAGCUGUCGUUUUUUAGUUCAGGCUUCAGGCCAGUCCAACCGUCUGUCUUUCUCUGCCUCUCUUUUCUCUCGUUCUGGAUUUAUGCGUGUAUUUGUGUUGUCUUCUUUCUUCGACAUGAUGAGAUCAUAGAAUGCUAUGAACAGUAUAAUACAAAUGUAAAGCAGAGUGUUUUUUUUUUUUUCAGCUUUGAGAUUUAGAUGAGAUGGAGAGGAGUCAGAAAGGAGGGCUACAGGGCCUUCAACAGCUGGGCUGGCUGGAUGUUGAUUCAUGCAUGUAUUCUGUAGAUUUAAUUUCUCGAUCAACAAUUUGUUUGGAAUCUCAUGAUCAAUUUUCUC